AUGGAAGAGGAUCAACAUCCAGAUAUCACUAUCCCAGUUAUUGACAGUGAGAGAAAGGAAAACUCAUGUUCAGUGGAAGACAUAGACAUAUCAGUGGAGACAUCAACAUUAGAAAAUGUUACCGGUGCAGAUGAAACCACAAUAACUGAUGAAACACUAGGUUUGUCGGAUGAAGACUAUAUUCCAAGUGAUUACAAAGAUGCUUCUGAUUUGCUGGCACGUCCCAAGUCUACCAAGUUAAAGAAAAAACCUGAAAGGUACAUAGUGACUAAUAUGUGUGUCCCUGAGGAGUUUGAUGAUCCCAAUGGUUUGUCAAUAGAAGAGGCUUUACAAGGAGAAGAAAAGGACCAGUGGUUGUCAGCGGUAAAAGAAGAACUUCAGUGGUUUUAA
Molecule: messenger RNA, 390 nt
Organism: Danaus chrysippus (African queen)
Lineage: Eukaryota; Metazoa; Arthropoda; Insecta; Lepidoptera; Nymphalidae
Source: the annotation of a GenBank genome assembly